Molecule: messenger RNA, 1380 nt
Organism: Thlaspi arvense
Lineage: Eukaryota; Viridiplantae; Streptophyta; Magnoliopsida; Brassicales; Brassicaceae
Source: the annotation of a GenBank genome assembly
AUGAAUCUUUACGACGAUGAGUCUAUGAAGCAGGAGGUAAUCUACCUUCACUCGCUCUGGCACCAAGGUCCUCCGACCCGGAAUCCAAUCCCCAGCCAUAAUUUCAACCCGUUUCUCGACCGGGUUCAGAGAUCCAGGCCGAAUUACAUCCCGCCGGCGGAUUUGCAGCUUCUCUCUCGCUACGGAGCCGCUGGUCCGCAGAUCAUACCUAGAAACCCUAUUCUUCCUCAAAAUCUCCACAGUAAUAAGCGCCCGAGGCCUGACUCGGAUCGUGAAUGGCCCGUGAAGGAGCUGCUACGUUCUUCUCCUAUGGGAUCUGGAUGGCCUGAAUCCAAGCCGUGUAAGAAGGCCCGAACUAUUUCGGAGGAGGAGAAAGCGAAAAUCGCUGUAAACCAGCUUCAGAGAGAUAUCCAUCGAACCUGUCGCGAGUUCUUCGGCAAAACAUCCGGCGACGAGGACAGCUCCGUCGCGGGAGGAGAUGAAUCGGAUACUGAUGACGGAGACGAGGAUCAGUCUUCGGGGAAAGAAGGAUCCUUUUCUUCCAAGGAGUUUCAGUUUUUGUCGCGAUUGUUCGAAGAGAACGAGAAGCUGAAGGAGUACUAUGAGAAGAACACGGCGAAUGGAGAAUUCUGGUGUCUGGUUUGCGGCGGAACUGGAGAGAAGAGUUGUCGGAAAUUCAAGAGCUGUUUGGCUUUGGUUCAGCAUUCACUUUCCAUCAGCAAAACGGAUUUGAAAAAUCAGCAUAGAGCUCUCGCACAAGUUCUCUGCAAUGUUCUUGGCUGGGACGUUAACAAUCCAGUUGCUUCGAGCCAAAAGGACGCUCAGGUAAUGGGGGUAGAGGAAGGUGCAACUGAGCCGCAUUCAGACCAAAAGAAUCCUCAGGAGAAACAGCAUGUCAUGUCGGCUGAUGAACAAGCAAAAGCUGCAGUGUUACAAAUGCAACAGAAUGCGUCAGAGGCUUUGAAAGGCAUUUUUGCCAAGGAUGAAACUGAGGAGAAUGGUGAUGACGAGACUUUUUCUAAGGAGUUGGAGUUAAUAUCUCGACUCUUCUCAGAGAACGUUGAGCUCAAAAGCUACUACGAGAAAAACUGUGAAGGCGGAGUCUUUGUCUGUCUCGUGUGCUGUGCUGCGACUGAUAAAAAGAUGAUAAAGAGGUUCAAACACUGUCAUGGACUUGUUCUGCAUUCCACUAAAAGGCCUAAAAUGAAUGAACGAGCUCACAAGGCUUUUGCUCGGUUUAUCUGUGGACUACUUGGCUGGGAGCUUGAUCGUCUUCCAAGUAGAGUAGUGAAUGGUGGUGCUCCACUUGUCGAAUCUAAUGCUAACCAGAAAAUUGAGAAGCCAUCAUCGAUGAUCGAGGAUGCUAAGCAUAAUCAGUAG